ACAAUAAAAAAAACUUUCUUUGCAAUAUUCUCGUUAUCGAAAGCAAUCUGGAAUGAACGAAUAUCACAAGCAUAAGGUUCCUAUUCAUCAAUGCCUUCAAUAAAUGAAAGAAAAGUUACGGAAGCACAGAUAUACUUGAAAUAGAUUGCUCCAAUUUGGUGUGUUGUUUGUCAUAAAUGGGUGAAUUCCUAAUGUUUUAAUAAUUCAUAAUACCUAAAAUCAGAACUGAGUAUUGUGACAAUAUUCGUUAAUUGUCAAAAUUUGUGAAAAAUUAUCCAAAUAGUUACACAUUACAUGAACAAAAAUUGAAUAAAUUUGUGAGAUACAUUUGAAUGUUGGCUGUGCGGGAUGCCAGCUCCAGUCUUAUCGCUGUUUAUUUUUAGCGACAUCAUUCCGUUUGAAUUAUUUACCUACACUCAACUUUGCAAUUUUAUCAUCAAUUUACGUGCUGUUGUGAAGUUGAUUCUAGGGAUACGGAAAAAUCGAUUGUCGGUUCUAUAAAAAAUGUCUCAUAAAUUUGAUGUUGUGGUGUUCGGCUCGUGUAUCGUGGAUUUCAUUAGCUACGUUCCGCGUCUUCCGAAAAUCGGUGAGACAUUGCACGGUACAAAGUUUGUAACAGGCUUUGGUGGUAAAGGUGCCAAUCAAUGCGUUGCGGCGGCACGAUUGGGCAGUCGGACAGCUAUUAUCGGGAAACUUGGCGACGAUCCGUGGGGGAAAAAUUAUCACGAUGCUCUCCGUUUGGAAGGUGUAAACGUUGAACAUGUUGAUAUUGUUGAUGGCGAAAGUACGGGAAUUGCUCAAAUUAAUGUAGCUGAAAAUGGAGAUAACCAGAUCGUCAUCGUGGUCGGUGCCAAUAAUUGUUUAGAACCAGCUGAUGUACACAAGGGCGCGGAGUUGCUAAGUAACGCAAAUGUUUUAGUUUGUCAACUGGAAACUCCUUUGAAUGCUACCAUUGAAGCAUUGAAAAACUUCGCCGGUACUUCCAUCAUGAAUGCGGCCCCAGCAUUAGAGUCUGUUCCCCUCGAUCUUCUGGAGUAUUCCACAAUAUUUUGCGUGAACGAGACGGAAGCGGCUCUGCUCACGGGGUUACAAGUUGAGACUGUUAUGCAUGCCAAAGCUGCUCUCUUGAAGUUACGGGACAUGGGGUGUGGAACUGUCAUAAUUACGCUGGGAGAAAAAGGUGCGAUUUUUGCCAUGAAAAAUAGCACGAAAGUCAAACACGUGAAACCAAUUCACGUAGAACGUGUUGUUGAUACCACGGGUGCCGGAGACGCAUUCAUCGGAGCUUUGGCACACUUUAUCGCCAAAAAUCCGUCCACUGGAUUGACCGAAUGUAUUGCUGCAGCGAAUCGAGUGGCAGCUAUGUCAGUACAGAAACCCGGAACCCAGAUAAGUUUUCCCCGGUUUGAGGAAACGGGUCUUCCUUUGGACGUGUCAUCAUACCAAAGCGAAUGGGAGUAUAUUUGAAGAUCCCGGGGGAGUGAUACUUAUUUCCAUAUAUGUUUGCAUUUUCUUAUUGAUAACUGAAUAAAGUUUUAUUUGAUGUUA
Topomyia yanbarensis is the source of this 1548-nucleotide messenger RNA. RefSeq names its product ribokinase-like. Gene Ontology annotation, biological process: D-ribose metabolic process. The coding region runs from base 505 to 1467 and encodes 320 amino acids. Gene Ontology annotation, molecular function: ribokinase activity. The transcript is spliced from 4 exons. Lineage: Eukaryota; Metazoa; Arthropoda; Insecta; Diptera; Culicidae. The record is from RefSeq and is a predicted model, not a curated record.